AUGGGCUGGGGCAAGAAGAAGAAGAAGCCGAGCGCCGCGGACGACGCCGCGGCGGCCGGGGGCCGGCUCGAGAGCGCGGAGGAGCCCGCGGUGGUGGACGCGAGCGCGAGCGCGAAUGAUGCCGCGUCGAGAUCGUCGUCGAAGAAGAGCUCGUCGUCGUCGAGCGGCGGCGCCGGCGCGUCGAAAGCGCGGACGAAGGGCGCGAAGCUCCUGAGGGCGUCCGAGAUCGGCGAGGCGCUCGCGGUCCUCGAGGAAGGCCUGGACGAGUCCCCGCACGACUCCGUCGCGCUGCACGCGCUCAUCGCGCGAUGCCACGUCGCGAACCAAGACUGGGAGGCCGCGACGGACCACUUCGUCGCCGCGCUCGACGACGCGGGCGACGCGAUGAACCUCGACGCGUCGAACCGCAACAGCAACAACCCGCUCGACGCGGAGUUCUUCUACGCGAUGGGCGACGCGGCGUUCCGUCGCGGGAUGCACCCGGAGUGCGCGUUCGCGUACGAGUCCGCGCUCGAGUUUGGCGAGAAGCGAAUCCCAAAGAGCGUGUCCAUCUCUUUGGUGCACUUCCACUUGGGCGCGACGCGUCGCGCGCUCGGCGAUCACGACGCCGCGCGGGAGUCCUUCGCGAAGGUCACGAACCCGCUGGAGGUAUCCCUCGCGCGCGCGGACUUGAAGUGCGAGGAAGCGGCGUGCUUCGAGGCGAUGGGCCUCGUCGAGGAGGCGGAGCGAUGCGUGCGGGAGGCGGGGGAGGAUCCGAGCGGCCCGCCGGGUCCCUCGCUUUCAAUCCCGACGCACACACCUCGACGCCCGCCUUUCAACUCCGCUUCUGACGCCUUUCAACUCCACCCCGACGUUCAAACGCUCGUAUGGAACGACCCCAAGGCGGAGAACGUGUCGAAAGUGGCGUGGGCGCGGUGGCGCGAUAACCCGGACAGCUCGGACGCGGAGGCGCGCGCGAUCGAGGACCUGACCGCGUGCCUCGCGAAGCGGCCGCCGAUGCGCGCGAAGGACCAGGCGGAGACGCACGCGCGCCUCGGCGCGGUGUACGCGAAGAGGAAAGAGUAUCAGUCGGCGGAGAAACAUUUAGGCGCGUCGUGCGCGAAAGCGCCGGACAAUCAUCACGCGUGGCUUCAGCUCGGCGAGUUGUACAGGGAGACGAACCGCGACGAGAUGGCCAUGCGCGCGUUCACGAAGUGCGCGGAGAUCGACGAGAGAUGCGGCGGCGCGUACAGGGCGAUGGCGCAGAUGUUUGAAAAACACGGGCAAACGUCGAGGGCGAUGGCGAUGUACGAUAAGAUGGACCCGAACGACCCCAGGGUGCUGAAGCGCAAGGACGAGAUCUUGCUGAAGUGCGCGCUGCGCUUGCAGAGGGCGUUUCGCGGGCACAAGGCGCGGAAACAAAACGCGUUCAAAGGCGGCGGCGCGCGGCAAGUCGCGCGGAAUUACGGCGAGCGCGCGCCGCUUAGAGAUCCGGACGGCGAUAAGGCGCGUUCUAUACAACACUGGUCCCCAUACGACCGCGUUGGCGUGGUGAACGCCGAUCCUUAAGGACUUUUCCCGGCGCGUCUCUCCGCCCAUCCCUCGCUUUCAAUCCCCGCCCUCGACGCCUUUCAACUCCGCUUCUGACGCCUUUCAACCCCACCCCGAUAUCAUCGCUCGUAUGGAACGACCCAAAGAGCGUCAUAGGGUAUGGAGUCCGCGGGGGCUCCCUCGGCGCGCGCGGCGGGGGCGAGACGCUGACGCUGGAGCGGUUCGACCUCGGCGUGACGGCGUUCGGGAGCGCGAUUCCGCUCGCGAGGGAGGCGAACUUCAAGUGGCGGACGGUGUCGUUGCAGGACAAGGGACCGGGGAAGCACAAGCCGAGGGAACGGAAACCGCUCGGGUCGUCUUUCUUUUGACGACGCCAUUUAGCAGCUUUAGACGGACGGAUACAGUACCUUUACGAUAUAACUUAUACACUGAGUACU
This is a messenger RNA of Micromonas pusilla CCMP1545, 1967 nucleotides long. RefSeq lists its product as uncharacterized. Lineage: Eukaryota; Viridiplantae; Chlorophyta; Mamiellophyceae; Mamiellales; Mamiellaceae. The record is from RefSeq and is a predicted model, not a curated record. Gene Ontology annotation, molecular function: protein binding. The transcript is spliced from 2 exons. Bases 1 to 1548 code for a protein of 515 amino acids.